Messenger RNA from Symbiodinium necroappetens, 860 nucleotides. The record is from the annotation of a GenBank genome assembly. Lineage: Eukaryota; Dinophyceae; Suessiales; Symbiodiniaceae.
AUGUCGCUGCCACCGAACUGGUCCAAGUAUACGACAGACGAAGGAAAAGAGUACUAUCACAACUCGUCAACAAACCAGACGCAGUGGGAGAAGCCUGAAUGGUCCACGGGCGCGCCGGAGUCGCUGUCCUUCCACAGCCAGUCCUCUGAAGUGUAUCGGCCCACAGUUUCUGACCUCGACCUUCAUGACCGGGCGACGGCUGGGGGAGGGCACCUGGUCCCACUGGGCUCCGGCCACGAGGCUAUCGGCGGCAAACUCGCCACGACCGAGGCCGACACAGUUUCCCUCAGACAGGCGCCCGGUGGUGUGAUGGACUCAGCGGGUCCCGCCGCAGGGGGCGCUCCGACGUCCAACAACCUUCGAGGAUUCGGUAGUAUGUUAGCCUCUGCUGCGGCAGGAUCCGAGGAGGGAGCUGCCGGUGUGCAGGGCUGGGCAGGCUCCAUGCUUUCAUACGCGCAGCAGAUGUUUGAUGUGAGCUCGGAAGACGUCGUCAAGCGUCUGAAGCUUGCUCUCGUGCCUUUCCAGGGACUGGAUGCGGCCGCACCAGAUUUCCGCACAAGGCCUGAUUUCUACGGGCCUUUUUGGGUCGCCACCACCGCGGUGCUCUUCUUGGCCGCGACAGGAAAUUUCGCGCGGCUGCUCGAGACAGAGGACGAAACGACCUUCAAGUCCGACUACUCCCUCGUCAGCGUGGCUGCCUCGAUGGUCUACGGACUCCUAGUGGGCGUCCCACUGGCGACGCGGCUGGGGCUCUACUGCUCUGGGCAGUCGGUCGAUAGCAUCAACUUCAAGCAGGUGAUCUGCGUCUACGGCUACUCGCUGACUCCAAUGAUUCCCAUGUCAGUGAUUUGCUUGAUCCC